Messenger RNA from Stegostoma tigrinum, 2754 nucleotides. RefSeq names its product SPT3 homolog, SAGA and STAGA complex component (gene supt3h). Gene Ontology annotation, molecular function: protein heterodimerization activity; transcription coactivator activity. The transcript is spliced from 16 exons. Bases 309 to 1577 code for a protein of 422 amino acids. Gene Ontology annotation, biological process: transcription by RNA polymerase II. The record is from RefSeq and is a predicted model, not a curated record. NCBI's taxonomy places the organism in Eukaryota, Metazoa, Chordata, Chondrichthyes, Orectolobiformes, Stegostomatidae.
CCUCGAACUGCGACUGCGUGGAUGUGAGUGGGCCGGAAGUCUUGGUUUUACGCGCGAGGAGUUGUCAGUGGACUGGAGGAGAGAAACAAACAGAGAUCAGUGAGACAGUUUACAAGGCCAAUUCCUUCUGGUGCUGGCUAAUUGUUUACUUAUUGGGGAUUUGCUCACUAAAACAAAAGAUCUCCUAUUCCAAGCAUCUCUGUGGUGAGAAAUGAUGUGAGACAGUACAGACUAAAGGAUACAACUGCAAACAGGGCACAGGAACAGAGAGACCUAGGGCACACUUGAGGACUUAAAAGAGGAAGAUAAUGCCUAACCAAACUUCACAAUAUUUAAGUGACAUCCCACUUGGACUAUGGAGAUAUGGACAUUGCUGGCUGGACCAGCAUUUAUUGCCCAUUCUACUUGCACUUGAGAAGAUGAGCAGUAAUGCAGCCAGCCCCAUGUCAGUUGCAGGAAACACAGCUUCCAGCAGUGGGAGGGGAUCGGCAAAGUCGACUAGCUUUGUUACAGAACUUCAGACCAUGAUGUAUGGUUUUGGUGAUGCUCGCCGACCUCUGAUGGAAACGGCAAUUUUGGUUGAAGAUAUAGUGCACUCUCAAUUGAUUAACAUGUUACAUCAAGCUGCUGAAAUCUCACAAGUCAGAGGAGCUCGGGUCAUAGCAGCCGAAGAUAUUCUGUUCUUAAUGCGGAAAGACAAGAGAAAAUUACGCCGAUUGCUAAGGCAUAUGAGUCUCCGGGAUUUUAAGUCCAAAAUUAUUAAGGGUGUUGAAGACGAGGAUGUUAUUGAAGCAGACAAAUCCAGCAGCAGUAUAAACAAGCGCCAAAAACUCUACCAAGAAUUCCUCAGCUCCAUUGACCAAACAGGGGAACUGCUGGGUAUGCUUGAGGAAGAUGAUGCUGAUGAAGUCAAACAGGAGCGGCUGGAGAGAGCUGAGCGCCAAACUCGAACGAUGGAUUCAUCCCAAUAUGCAGAGUACUGUGAAAGCCGCCAGCUGAGCUUUGCCAAAAAACCAACAAAGUUUAAGGAUUGGUUGGACUGCAGCAGUAUGGAAGUGAAGCCUAAUCCAGUUGCUUUAGAGAUCAUGGCAUACCUAGCACAGGAGACAGUGGCCCAGCUGGUGGACCUCGCCCUUUUGGUGAAACAGGAUAUGGCUGCUAAAACGGGAGAUCCAUUUAAUAAUGCCAAAUCUGUGACACUUGCACAUCAUAAUGCGGCAUUACCUGAGAUACAGUUUCAAGUUCAGCCCGUUAUUUUGAAGAGCAAUCCUGACUCACCAGAGAAUACACCCCCAUCAACACCAACAACCCCUGCAUCAGCAGCACAACACAUUGUGUCUAAAACACAUUCAGGAAAUUUGGGGAAUGGAGGCAUGGGGCAAGAGUCCAGCAAUACUAAAGCUAAAGCACGCAAGAGAAAAAAGAGCGCUGCAGCUUGUGGUCUAGAGACUCACAAUGAUGCCAUACAGCCCAGCCACAUCAGAGAGGUGAUCCGACGGUACAGCCACAAAAUUGGCCCUCUUUCCCCAUUCACAAGUGCUUACCGCAGAACUGGAAUGACGUUUCUAGCCUGCUGAGGGCGGAAGGAACAAGAAGGCUGUUGUUACUGAAAAGUGAAGUUGCGCCAAGAAAACAAGGCUGUGUCAGUACACUGUGUACGUGUGUUUGUGUGUGUUGGGUGAGCAUUUGUGGCAAGCCACUGACCUGCACCCUGCCAUCAAUCCUGUUUACUUGGUGGAAUGUUUUAGUUAAUUAAAGGCAGGAUGUUUGGCCUGCAUGUAGGUGGAUAGGAAUGCAGAUCACCAGCUGCCAGCUCACAUCCAUGAAUUUGUGUCAUAGUGCUUAAACAGAAUGAAAUCUUUUUCUAACAAAAUACAUGUAAGGGGUAAUUUUCAGAGUUUGUACUUUGGUGUGAAGCCUCGCCCACCAGGAGGGAAUUUGGAUAUGUGCUGUAUGUGAUUUUCAAAUCAUUUAAACUAAUUUGAGCUUCUGAGUUUUCAAUGUGUGCUGCCAGUAGGUGAAGCUCCACAACGGGGGUGUGAAAGACAGAAAACUCUUAGAAUCUCUUAUUGUAUAAUUUAAGUGAACUCGAAAGUACUUUGGAAGCUUUACAACUGUACUUCAUUAAUUGUGUAUUGUAUUUUUAUUGAAGCAAUUACUUUUCUGCUCUGAAAUAGCCCAAACUUCAGUUUUGAUAGGGAAGUAGUUAUCACACAAUAGAUAUGUAUGUACAUAUAUCCGUUCCAAUGUCAUAUACAUCCAUAAAUGGCUUGAACAACAUUGAAACAAUUACAUUUACAAUAUAAGGUGAUGAAACAACAUUUCCAUGAUGAUGAUUUCGGUUUUAAUCUCAAACUGUUGUUUCUAGCAAAUCUAUUGCAGUUUAUCAAUUUCAUGGAAUUGCAGAAACUCAAUAUAACACUUCUGUGAAUAGCAUUAGCAAUAAUUGUAGACAGCAGCACAUACAGUGUUUAAUGGUAAUGUUAUAUUUACAUUGAUCUGUAAAUCAUUUUAGACUGAAAGGUCCUCCAGCAAAAGGUUUGCUAUAAAUACUGACUUGGCAAAUGUAAACAUUAUUGUGCCACUCCCAAAGUCAAGAAUGCUAAUUUAAGAUUGAAACACCAAGGCAGUGUUGAAGAGAACCUAAAUCAAACAUCUCAUUCUUUCCUGAUGCUUUUAAAAAAAACUGCUGUGACGUAAUUUUCUGUAAGAGCUGGUGUGCAAAAGUUGUGAAUAAAACUGUACCUUAAAAAA